UCACUGUAUAUGUUAAGGAAUUUUAUAGUACAAUAAAAAAUUAAAUGGGUAAAUUGUAGGAAUUUUGUCGACAAGAUAAAAAGGGGUUGGUUGCAAACAAAUUUAGGGGCAUAUAUCUAAUUGUAGGUGGGCAAUUCGAAAGAUGUUUUUAAAAUCUUAGACUAAAAAGUAAAUUUUGGAGGUUGAUAGUGGCUCCACCAUUGAUUGUAGUAGUAAUAAAUGUCCAUUUAAACAUUGCUCCAUUUGCUACUAAAGAGAGGAAAAUUUAAUUCUUUGUUUAUUAUAGCAUUAGAUGCAGAAAAUGGUAAAAACAAAAUUUCUGCUAUUUAACCAUUUUUAAAUUUUAACUCUUUUUUUUUUCUCUGUUCCCUUCUAUUUCUUUGUCAUCUCUUUAUUUGCACAACCAAAAUAAGAUUUGGGAAUCAGACUUGUUAUCAGAUGACAUUAGGCAGGUCAGGGAGCAGAGUUUCUUGGAGCUAUUUCGUUGUAAUACAAAUGACCAAACAAAAUUUAUGCAAAUGGAAAUUGUUUCUUAAAGUAGACAAAUAUAGCUUGGAGUCUUUGAAAAAUCUUGAUUUGCAUGAGACAAAUCAAGCUCUUUCUAUUUGGAUUGAGUUUACAUUGGCAUUUGGAGAUCUUUGAAAGUGGUUUACUGCUAAGACUUGAUUUCUUCUUAAACUCUGUAUAUACACUAUUACAUGUUUAAAUAAAUAUAAAACUGCCGGCCAAGACCUUUUCCCUUGAUAACAUGAUGUGCUCCUAGUCGUUGACUAUUCAUAAAUGCAAUGGUUGGUGGGAUUUUGUGAUCUUUUGUGUUUAAGUCAAAUCAAAGAGGUGUUUUAGAACCAUUUGAUAGUUUACUAUCAGAUGCCUAAUUGUCUGAUGCAGUAAGUCACGAUGAGCCUCUCUGCAGGAUGAAUUUCUUGCAUAAAAGUUUUAAUUAUUUGGUAACAUGCUGAUUUCUAUGGUUAUCGAUUCAUGUAGUUGCUGUUUCUUCUUGUUUUACUUUCUUAUUUUUGGCUGUAAAAUCAGCAUUUUAAUAGUUGUUUUCUUGAAUGGUCUUAACAUCAUUUAGCUAUGUUAACACCACUACUUAAUUGCACCAUGUAUCUUUUUCGGAGCUGAAUAUGUGUGUCUGGUUUAGGUUGACGUACUUAAACUUCUGAGGCAAUCCAAGUACUGGCAGAGGUCAGCUGGCCGGAACCAUGUAAUUCCCAUGCAACAUCCAAAUGCUUUUAAAUUUCUUCGAGAGCAGGUGAACGCAUCUAUUCUCAUUGUUGCAGAUUUUGGUCGCUACACUAAAAUCACGGCAAAUUUGAGCAAAGAUGUGGUGGCCCCUUAUAUGCAUGUUGUGGAUUCAUUCACCGAUGAUGACCCUCCAGAGCCACAUGAGUCUCGCACUACUCUUCUUUUCUUCCGGGGAAGGACAGUGAGGAAAAAUGAAGGAAAAGUUCGUGCUAAACUAGCAAAGAUAUUAGUUGUUUUCGAGGAUGUCCACUAUGAGCAUAGCUAUGCGACAGAAGAAAACAUAAAAGCGUCUUCGCAAGGGAUGCGUUCAUCGAAGUUCUGUCUAAAUCCUGUAGGAGACAUGCCUUCCUCUUGCCGCCUGUUUGAUGCUAUCGCAAGCCACUGUGUUCCUGUUAUUGUGAGUGACAAAAUUGAACUCCCCUACGAGGAUGAAAUCAACUACAAAGAGUUCUCUGUUUUUUUCUCUGUCAAGGAGGCGUUGGUUCCCGGUUACAUGGUUACAAAGCUCCGGGAAUUUCCUAAAGAGAGAUGGCUCGACAUGUGGAGGCGGCUCAAAAAUGUCUCCCAUCACUUUGAAUUCCAGUAUCCCCCGAAAAAGGAAGAUGCUGUGAAUAUGCUAUGGAGACAGGUAAAGCACAAGGUUUCCGCGGCCAGACUUGCUGUACAUAGAAGCCGGAGAUUGAAAGUGCCAGACUGGUGGCGCCGAAGGAGAUAGCUUGGAGGCUGCUUUUGCAGACAUAGGUGUAUCGCUUUUUCAUUUUUUAGAACCGUGUAUUCUAAGAUUUUUUGAUGUUUUAAAAAUAGGUAGAAAAAUAAAUGUAGGCAAGGAUUUUUGAAUUACAGAUAUGCAUGCACCAAUACUUCAUGCAUAUAAAAUGCAGAGCUUGAGUUAAAAUAUGUAUAGCAAAUGAUAGAGCACUUCAAUACAUUAUUAUAUCUUUGAAUCAAAUUUGUCUUCAAAAUUUUUCUCAUUCU
Messenger RNA from Camellia sinensis, 2223 nucleotides. The record is from RefSeq and is a predicted model, not a curated record. Lineage: Eukaryota; Viridiplantae; Streptophyta; Magnoliopsida; Ericales; Theaceae.